Plectropomus leopardus (leopard coralgrouper) is the source of this 4994-nucleotide messenger RNA. RefSeq names its product low density lipoprotein receptor a (gene ldlra). Gene Ontology annotation, biological process: receptor-mediated endocytosis. The record is from RefSeq and is a predicted model, not a curated record. Gene Ontology annotation, molecular function: protein binding; calcium ion binding; hormone binding. NCBI's taxonomy places the organism in Eukaryota, Metazoa, Chordata, Actinopteri, Perciformes, Serranidae. Gene Ontology annotation, cellular component: signaling receptor complex; apical plasma membrane; plasma membrane.
GUCAAACAGUACAGUGUGCAGGAGCAUCCCUCCUCUGAGCACCAGCACCUCUUUAACAGACCAGCCUGAAAAUACUGGUGUCAAGCAGCAGCCACCUUACUGACAGUCUUAUAAUAAUUAUUAUAAUAAUUCCCAUCAAUUAGAGACAAACUUAAGUGUUGAUGCGUCUUCCAGGGCGGCUGAAAAACAUGCCGUGUCUCGCGUUAUUGUUUCUCUUCUGCUCCAUCCUUCAGACAAAUGCAUUGACAACAUGUGGAGCCACGCAGUUCCAGUGCGGGAAUGGGAAAUGUGUUACGGCUCGAUGGGUCUGUGACGGCACGGACGACUGCGGAGACGGCACAGAUGAACUUCCUGGUACCUGCUUGUCCAAAACGUGCAGACCGACAGAGUUCAGCUGCAGAGACCGCCUGAACCAGUGCAUCCCGAGCACCUGGCACUGUGACGGGAAAGCUGACUGUGACAACGGAGCCGAUGAGGAGGGCUGUGCACCGAAGCAGUGCACCAACACCGAGUUCCGCUGUGGUAACGGUCAGUGCGUAUCGUCCUCCUUUGUGUGUGACGACGAGGCGGACUGCGACGACGGCAGCGACGAGGCUUCCUGCCCGGCCGUCACCUGCAGCCCGUCGUCCUUCCAGUGCCACAACAGCGUCUGCAUCCCCCGCCUGUGGGCCUGCGACGGGGACACCGACUGCUCCGACGGCUCGGACGAGUUGCCCCAGAGCUGCGGUACGAAGGCGCCUAAAACUGCACCCGCUCACCCGUGCUCCUCCCUGGAGUUCCACUGCAGGAGCGGAGAGUGCAUCCACGGCAGCUGGAAGUGUGACGGAGGAGCCGACUGCCUCGAUCAAUCGGACGAAGCUGACUGUGCUCGUCCCACCUGCCGCCCUGAUGAGUUUGAGUGUGGUGACGGAACUUGCAUCCACGGUAGCCAACAGUGCAACCAACAGAACGACUGCAGGGACAUGAGUGAUGAAAUUGGAUGCGUCAAUGUAACCCACUGUGAAGGCCCGACCAGGUUCAAGUGCCGCAGCGGGGAAUGCAUCAGCAUGGAGAAGGUGUGUGACAGGAAGCGUGAUUGCAGGGAUUGGUCGGACGAGCCUCUCAGACAAUGUGGCUCCAAUGAGUGCCUGUACAACAACGGCGGCUGCUCUCACAUCUGCAAAGACCUGAAGAUCGGCCACGAGUGCCUGUGUCCCUCUGGGUUUUACCUGGUUGACACGAAGCGCUGUGAAGACAUCGACGAGUGUGCCAACCCGGACACGUGCAGCCAGAUCUGCGUCAACCAGAUCGGCAGUUACAAGUGCCAGUGUGAGGAAGGUUACCAAGUUGACCCAGCGACCAAAGCCUGCAAGGCCAUCGGCACAAUAGCGUACCUUUUCUUCACCAACCGUCAUGAAGUCAGAAAGAUGACUCUGGACAAAAGCGAGUACACCAGAGUCAUCCCCCGUCUGAAGAACGUCGUGGCCCUCGACAUGAACAUGGCCGCCAAAGAGAUCUACUGGUCCGACAUCUCCCAGAAGAAGAUCUACAGAGCUCAGAUGGACUCGGCCGAAGACCCCGCUCAUCACAGCGUCGUGAUCGGCAGCGAAAUCGACGCUCCUGAAGGCAUCGCUUUCGACUGGAUCCACGGCAACCUGUACUGGACCGACAGCAUCCGCAGCACCAUCUCCGUGGUAACCGCUGACGGCAGCCGCCGAAAAACUCUCUUCCGCCAAAACUUGUCUAAACCUCGUGCCAUUGUGGCGGACCCUCACAGCAACUUCAUUUACUGGACUGACUGGGGGAAUCCCGCUAAGAUUGAGAGGGGAGGUUUUAACGGAGGCGACCGCACCGCUCUGGUCACUGACAACAUCGAGUGGCCCAAUGGAAUCACACUCGACCUGCUGAACCAGCGGCUCUACUGGGUGGACUCCAAGCUGCACACCCUCUCCAGUAUCGACGUGCAGGGCGGCAGUCGACGCACCCUCAUCGUCGACGAGCACAAGCUGGCUCACCCGCUGGGCCUCACUGUGUUUGAGGAGAGAGUUUUCUGGACGGAUGUCAGUAACAGCGCGAUCCUCAGUGCAAACAGGCUGACGGGUGAUGACAUCACACCGCUGGCAGAGCACCUAUCAUCCCCGGAGGACAUUAUUCUCUAUCACAACCUCAAACAGCCGGCUGGGAGGGAUUGGUGCCAGGUAUCCGGAUGUGAAUUUAUGUGCCUGGCAGCUCCUCAAGUGGGCCGACACCCCCCCAAAUAUACCUGCGCCUGUCCAGAUAACAUGAUGUUAGCCAGAGAUAUGAGGACAUGUGUGCCCGCUGUACCAACACCUGCAGCUCCCGCGCCGCCUCAAGUUCCAGCCACAAACCCUCCUCCUCCUCGACCUCCAGCGCCAGCCAGCACCACACCUAAACCUCCGGUCCGCACCACACCAAAGCCCCAGGUCCGCACCACCACCGUGGCGCCCGUCGUGGUCACCACCGCUGCAGCCAGACCGGCACCACGCACCACCAAACCUCCUGUCAGGACCACCACACCUGCACCAAAGACCCCGUCACCCCAGCCUGUGAACCCGAAAAUCCUCCAGACCACCACAGAGACUCCAGUCACCUCUCCAGAUUUCCGACAUGAUUUUGCUGCUGUGCCCAAAACCGCCUCACAGACCCCGAUAGCUCUGUACAUUGCUUUACCUCUGGCGAUCGUCUGUCUGGUUGCUGUUGGUGGCGUGCUGCUAUGGAGGAACUACAGGCUGAAGAACACCAACACGAUUCACUUUGACAACCCAGUUUAUCAGAAAACCACAGAGGACCAGGUGUACAUUUGGAGGAGUCACAGCCCCGAUGGUUACUCCUACCCAAAAAGACAAAUUGUGAGUUUGGAUGAGGAGGCGGACAACCCGGCCUUCACAGAAAACUGAGAAACGCCGGGCGGAGUGGAAAGAAAAGCCUCGAUGAUAAGCUACCUUGGACGUCCGUUUGUAUUUUUCUUUACCUCACACAGCACAAAGAUAUGGAAGUCAAAGCCAGUUUCAGAACCACUAUAUCCUCAAACGAACAAGCGCUCUACAGUGGAAAAAAACACAGGGUGAAACAUUUUCAGGUUGCACAUUUUUUUUCCAUUAAGUCGACAAUCCAUUUCUCACAUAAUCAUACCAAAUCAGCAGGCUGAACAGACCUCCACCUGCACGGGACGCAUGGAAGUAUGAGGGCAGUGAUGUUUACGUUUGAAACAAACAGAUCUAUUUUCAUAUGUAAAAGGAGUAUAAAUGAGCCUUUAGGUCAUGGUAAUUGGAGCAUUCACGGCUGCUUGUAAACAGAAAUAUUUAUUUUCUGUUGCAACAUAUCUUAUCUUAUUAGGAACACUGUCUUUUUUGGAAUGAGUGCAAAAAACAGAGUAUUAUGUGCAUGUAAAUGUAGUCCUUGUUGAAGCCACAUAAUGCCUUUUUUACAUGCAUCAGUCUAACUGAGCUCAUAUAAUGCAAACUUUAAUAUGAAUUCCAUCUAAUGCAAUGAUUCUUAACUUGCUGCCCACAACCGUUUUCUAAUUCACAGUGAAAAUUAAUAGAUGGACAACCUUUUUUUUGUUUUUAUUUUUUUUUGCGUUUAGAAUGUAAAUAAGGUGCCAGUAUGCAAAAAGCAACAAAAUAUGGCUUGUUUAUCAAAAAGAAAGUACUGGGGAGAAUCCCUAAUUAACAUAUAAUAAUUAUUGUUAUUUAUACAUUAAUUAUUAUUUGUUUAUUUAAAAACGUGAACCCUCUCUAAUUUUGCAAAAGUGGUGGCCGGGCUAAUCAAGUUAAGAAUCACUGUUUUAUUGUGUUUAAGGUACAAGUUACAUGCAAGUGUUGUAAAUAUCAUAGGUUAUUAUUUUUGUUUGUUCAUGGAACAUUAUUGAAUCCUUUUCGCUUUCUUGGUCAUUUUAAUAUCUAAAUAUAUGAGGGCUGAAUAUACAAUAAUAACAUGAGGCCACUACAUCCAGCAGACAGUUAGCUUAGCUUAGCUUAGCUCAAAGACUGGGAAUGUGAAAAAACAGCUAGCCUGGCAAGAAUUGUAAUUUGCAUACUUUUUUGAUAGGUAGUUUUGCAAAGAAUUGAUAAAUAAGAUAUAAUGUUAGCUUUAGUGAUUGGCUGGCAGAUUGAUUCACCUUUGGACAGGCUAGCUAUUCACAGUUGUUUACAGUCUUUGUGCUAAGCUAAGCUAAGCUAAGCUAAGCUAAGCUAAGCUAAGCUAAUCACCUUAUGGCUCCAGCUCUAUACUUAACACACAGACAGACAAUGUGAUCAAUCUUAUUUCUUGCUUCUAACUGCCAAAAAGGCCAAUAUUUUUGGGGAAAAAAGUUUCUUUGGUCACUGGGAAAAAGAAAAUUUUUUAUUUCAACACAGACUCUAACACCAGAGCAGAUUUAACGCUGAGCGUCCAGUCGGUGAAUGUAAUAAGAAUUCUGCAUGUGCCAGUUUAACCAGUGUGACCUCAUUAAGUUUUAAUGAUCAACGCCAGUCAGUGUGCCUCAGUAGGGGAGCAAAAAUACUACCCAAAGCAACCUGAUCUGACAAAAAUUCGUGAAAUGACCACGACCUUGAACAGUUGCAAUUUUAGGGAAUCAGGAUUUGAUCUGUCGGAUAACAUUUUGAACGUCCAGUCGAGCCACACAAUUAAAUAAAACUUUCCCAAAUCAAGUUAGUGGAGUGGUAAACCGAAAGUUAGGCGUUCAGCCACCGUCAGUGUCUUGCUCUAUGGGAUGCACAGUUCAUAAUAAUAAUAAUAUUAAUUUAAAAAAUAUAAUAAUAAUAGUUUUUAUUUGUAUAGCGCCUUAAAAAAACAGAGUGUACAAAGUGCUUUGAUAAACAAGCAGAAAUGGGAUAUAUAGACAACAAUACAACAACAUAAAGCCAAACAACUCUUUUGAACAUAAGCAAAAAACUAGGCAAGAGUGUAAGUAAAAUUAAAGGCAGAGGACAAAUAAUGCAAGAUGCAGGACGCAUAAUGUCAAUAUAAAAAAACAACGAUAAAGAAAUAGA